CCCUCAGAUACUGAUCUUUCAUGGAACGAAAAUGGUAUAUUGGAAAUGGUAUAUAUCUCUACGAUUGGGCACAAAUCACUUGGGCUUUGCCUGGCCGGCUGGGUAAUUGGCUGGUUGAACGUACGGGGCGAUCUGCGGAAGAGUGUUCUUGUCUUUCUUAUCUUUCUUCGAUGCGCUUCUGGGGUCGGCUGGUCCGCGCUCGGUAAAACUAAAUGACCAGUUGAAGGACCCUGGAUCGA
This is a messenger RNA of Suillus discolor, 239 nucleotides long. RefSeq lists its product as uncharacterized. The record is from RefSeq and is a predicted model, not a curated record. NCBI's taxonomy places the organism in Eukaryota, Fungi, Basidiomycota, Agaricomycetes, Boletales, Suillaceae. The annotation marks the transcript as partial. The transcript is spliced from 3 exons.